AUUAAAAUCAUAGUGAUGAAGACGACAACGUUUACGAGUUAGUUUGAGGCAGUGUAUUUGCCCUGAUCUUCCGUUUCAAACAAAGAUAAACAACAACAACAACAGUAUUGAUGAAAUAGAUUUCAUCUACAGGAUUGCUUGACACACAUAACUACAAAAUGGCAGAAAAUAGAUAUUUGACUGGUUAUGCCAAAUUAGGGACGUCAAGUUGUAAAAAAUGUAAACAGAAGAUUGAUAAAGGAGCCCUGAGAAUAGCAAAACUUGUCUCAAAUCCAUUCUCCGAGGAUGCCGGGGACAUGAAACAAUGGUUUCAUCCUGAUUGCGUGUUUGAGCAAUUUGUACGUGCACGAGCUACAACAAAGAAGAUCGAGGAUCCCGAUGAUUUAGAAGGAUUUUCCGAUUUAGAACAGGCUGAUAAAGAUGCCAUUCUUAAACUGAUCAAAGAUUUUCAGGCUAGAACUAGUACCCCAGGGAAAAAGAAAACACCAAAGAAAGCUACACCAGCAAAACCGAAGCCAGAAACCAGCAGCACACCAAUAAAACAGGAACCAAAACCUGGCUCCUCAUCAGAAUCUGCAGGAGCAAGCAAUGGUUCUGGUCCGGUAAGCACAUCAGGUGGAAAAGAUGACUCAUUUAGAGAGUUCCGGCGCCUUUGUGCCGACAUUGCCGAAGAAAACAGUUACACAGGAAAAACAGCUAUUGUAAAAAAAUUUAUCACAAAAGGGUCAAGUGGUGAUGGUUAUGAGGGCAACCUAUAUCUUUUAUUGAAACUACUGUUACCUGGUGUAGUGAAAAGUGUGUAUAACUUGAACAAUAAACAGCUAGUCAAGCUGUAUAGUCAGGUAUUCCAAACAAAUCAGAAAGCAAUGUUGGAGGAUUUAGACCAAGGAGAUGUGGCAGAGACUGUGAAGGUUUUCUUUGAGCAGAGUAAAGUCCUUCCUCCACAGAAAAAAUGUGCUCUUACAAUACAAGAGGUGAACAGUUUUCUAGAGGACUUGACAAAGGUGACAAAGGAAGAUGACCAGGAGAAAAUAUUGACCAAAAUUGCUCAAAGAUGUACUGGAAAUGAUUUGAAGAUGGUGAUUCGACUGAUUAAGCAUGAUCUCAGAAUAAAUGCAGGGGCCAAACACAUACUAGAUGCCCUUGACCCAAAUGCGUAUGCAGCAUUCCAGGCUUCACGUGACCUUCGUGAUGUGGUGGAGAGGGUCAUUGAGAACAAAGGAAAUGGUGAAAAACCCGGUCUAGGCAAGAAAUUGUCAGUGAGAGCUUCAUUAAUGACUCCAGUAUUACCCAUGCUGGCAGAGGCAUGUAGAUCAGUGGGCCAGGCUAUGAAGAAAUGUCCCAAUGGUUUCUAUGCAGAGAUAAAGUAUGAUGGAGAGAGGGUACAGCUUCACAAGAAAGGAUCUGACUUUCAGUACUUCAGUAGAAGUCUUAAACCUGUACUACCACAUAAGGUUUCACAUUUUAAAGAAUUUAUUCCUAAAGCGUUUCCAUCUGGGGAUGAUCUUAUACUUGAUGCUGAAGUACUUCUUAUCGACACAAAAACUGGGAUACCUCUACCAUUUGGCACCCUUGGUAAACAUAAAAAAGAACAGUUUAAAGAAGCCAAUGUUUGUUUAUUCAUAUUUGACUGCCUUCAUCUGAAUGGAGAAAAUAUUAUGGAUAGACCAAUUAAAGAAAGGAGAAAAAUUCUUCAGAAGGAGAUGAUUGAAAUACCAAACAGAAUUUUGUUUUCUGAAAUGAAACAUAUUACUGAGGAAGAUGAUCUCACCGAUAUGAUGACACGGGUGUUUCAGGAAGGUCUGGAAGGUCUUGUACUUAAAGAUGUCAAUAGUAUUUAUGAACCUGGAAAGCGUCAUUGGUUGAAGAUAAAGAAGGAUUAUUUAAAUGAAGGACAGAUGGCUGACUCAGCAGAUUUAGUUGUUCUUGGAGCGUUCUAUGGAACUGGCAAUAAAGGUGGGAUGAUGUCUGUAUUUCUAAUGGGGUCAUAUGACCCAAACACUGACCAAUGGUGUACUGUGACCAAAGUAGGGAAUGGGUUUGACGAUGCCACUUUAGAAAAACUGCAAAAAGAGCUCAAGAUGGUGAAAAUCAGCAAGAAUUCUAGCAAGGUCCCAGACUGGCUUAAUGUGAAGAAGAAUAUGAUACCAGAUUUUGUGUCAGCAGACCCAAAAAGUGCACCAGUCUGGGAGAUUUCAGGAGCGGAAUUUAGUAAAGCAGAGGUUCAUACAGCAGAUGGUAUAUCUAUAAGAUUUCCUCGUGUAACGAAGGUUAGAGAUGAUAAAUCAUGGAAGGAAGCCACUGAUUUACCAAGACUAAAGGAUUUGUUCAAGAAGUCAAAAGACACAUCAGACAUCGUUAUCCCAGGAACCAAGAAGGGUAAAGGGCCCGGCAAAUCUCCGGCUAAGAAAGGCAAAUCUUCCAGCGGCAGUGAUACAGAUGUAAAUGAUGACAGUGAUGCAAACAGCAAUGCAACUCCUGUGAAAUCCAAAAGUACAUCGGUGUCAUCUACACCUGGCGAGUCUUCAACACCUGGUGGGACUGUUGGAAUAGCCAAAUACUUUUCGCCAAAAAAGGAACAAAAUUCUCCAACAAAAGCAAUCAAGCGGACCAAUGAGAAUGGAAAUGAAUCAAGUCCAGCUAAGAAA
Molecule: messenger RNA, 2648 nt
Organism: Ruditapes philippinarum (Manila clam)
Lineage: Eukaryota; Metazoa; Mollusca; Bivalvia; Venerida; Veneridae
Product: DNA ligase 3-like
Exons: 20
Biological process (GO): DNA recombination; mitochondrial DNA repair; double-strand break repair via alternative nonhomologous end joining
Cellular component (GO): DNA ligase III-XRCC1 complex
Molecular function (GO): DNA ligase (ATP) activity; ATP binding; DNA binding
Source: RefSeq, a predicted model, not a curated record